Diaporthe batatas is the source of this 1404-nucleotide messenger RNA. RefSeq lists its product as uncharacterized. Bases 1 to 1404 code for a protein of 467 amino acids. The transcript has a single exon. Gene Ontology annotation, molecular function: glycosyltransferase activity. NCBI's taxonomy places the organism in Eukaryota, Fungi, Ascomycota, Sordariomycetes, Diaporthales, Diaporthaceae. The record is from RefSeq and is a predicted model, not a curated record.
AUGGGUAGUACUGAGAAAAGGCCACUGAUUUUGGCCGUCGCUGGCGCCGCGGUUGGGCACUUCGUUCCUGCUCUCCAGAUUUGCCAGCAUCUUGUGUCCAAGGGCUAUGAUGUCAGCAUCCUUCAAGCAUCAUACUUCAAGGACUCUAUCGAAUCUAUCGGAGCCACAUUUAUCCCACUUGACAAGGAGUGUGAUUUCUGCCAGUACGACAUUGCUCUGAAGGGUAGCCCCAAUGGGCGCUUCCCUGAGCGUCUCACUUUGGCCCCCGGGCUCGAGACUCUAGCCUUCGACCUGGAGCAUGUCUUCAUGCCAUAUAUCCCGUCACAGGCUCGCUCCAUUUCGCGUGCUCUAGAGCAAACGAGACUCCGCGAUCCAGCGCGCAAGGUUGUCAUUCUAGCCGAGAAUUCGAUGCUGGGGAUUGUGCCGCUCAGGCUGGUUUCUGAUGGGAAACGCCGCGAAGUGCCCGCGGUCCUUGGAUUGAACGUGGUUCCUCUGACAUGGGAGAGCAUCGACGUUGGCCCGUUCGGCACAGGACUACCUCCAGACUCCACACCAUCUGGCCGCGCCCGGAACAAAGUACUUCACGGCCUCGUUCGAAAUUUUGCGCUCAAGGGUGCGCUCCGCGCCCUGCGGAAGUAUCUCAUUGAAGCCGGCGCCGACCCUGACUAUAUCCCUGGGCAGGGCGAGCUGGGCUUCAAUAUCACCUAUGACCCACGGGUCUACGACAAGGUCUUCCAGAUGUGCCUGCCUGAGGUCGAGUUCCCACGGUCCGACCUGCCAGGGCACACACAGUUUGUAGGUGGGCUACCGCGCAAGCCGAUUCCCACCGAUCUCCAGUACCCUUCAUGGUGGGAUGAUAUCGUGGCCAACGCCGAGCUACCCACCGAGGAGCGUAAGAAGUUGGUGGUGGUGGCGCAGGGCACAUUCGCCAACGACUUCAACGACUUAAUCCUGCCCACAAUCCAAGGUCUCGGAACCCGCUCCGGGUUCCUCACCGUCGCCAUACUAGGCAAGAAAGGAGCGGCGCUCCGGGUAGAUCUACCGUCGAAUGCGAGAGUCGCCGACUAUCUGCCCUACGACGCUGUGCUGCCUUAUGCUGACGUGUUCGUGCAAGCCGGCAGCUAUGGCGGUUUCCAGCACGGGCUGGUCAAUGCCGUUCCUGCUGUUCUCGCUGGGGAAACGGAGGACAAACCUGAAAUCGCAGCCAGGGCUGAGUGGGCCGGAGUAGGUAUCAGUUUGAAAACGGGCCAUCCUACUCCAGAUAAAGUCGCGCAGGGUGUUGACGAGGUCUUGGGAAACCCCAUGUUUAAGGCAAGGUGUCUGGAGUUGAGCAAGCUCAUGAGGGCGACGGAUCCUCUGAACACGAUCGAAAAUGAGUUGUUGUUGAUGGCAGCGUCCUCGUAG